UUCGGGGUGCGUUGCGUUGCGGCGGUGCGUUCUGCGGCGCACAACUUUCCGUGUGUUUGCGCAGUUUCGCGGCGUUCCGUGUGUUCUGGACAACGCGAAACGUAGCGUUUGAAUUCUCGACGCAAAGUCAGCGGAAAUACCAGAGCGGGCCGCAGCACGUCACCGUUUCCACACUUUCGCCGUCUUCAUGUGUGGUUCUUUCGCUGUCGCGGGGGGAAAGUUGUGGACAUUUUUCUCCCCCCUUACACCCCACCCCGACCGAGGUGCACGGUGGUCACGGAUACAGUGUGCAACAUUGUAACUACAGCGCUUAAUGAGCCUCGCCAGCCCGUCCUGAUUUUUGGAUUAUGUGCCCGUGGGAUUGUAAGCACGCCUGUUCGCCAUAUUGUGCGCAGUGAAACUCGAGUUGAAAACUUGUCCCGAGUUAUGACAUUCGCCGCCGCGCACAACCCCUUCAUGGAGCUGCAUGCAGUCGACUUUGAUCGGAACCAAAGUGACUCCAUGGAGCUGGCCAUGGAGAGUUCCGUGCACCAUUGAUAAGGUAGCGCAAACAAACCCACACACUGUGUUUCGCUAAUGCUCGCUCUUCCGCCGUAUUGCCUAACAGCCCUUCGCUCUCCAGACGCUUCCUUAUUGCUGUUUUUUUUUUGUAACAUAACACGACUGGCUAUCAUUCUGGUGAUUGCACGAGCCCCUUCGUUUCCUGUAUUUCUUGUUAUGCCAAAUGGCAGCGACACGUUAAGCGCCUCCUCGUCGCCGUUGGCCGCCGUUUUAAAAACUUCUCGGGGCUCUUCGCCGUCCCGUCUGCAUCCACUCGGACGUAAACAUCGGCAUGUCCGGCCCAGUAACGAGGAUGAGAAGAAAGGACGGCAGACCUCAGAUUUGAUUCUGGAAGGAGGUUGCAUGCUCCCCACCCUGCACUUUCCUUUGGGAUUUUGUAUUUCCUCCCAAAUACCGCCGGUGCACACAAUUGAACAAACAAUUCCUUCAAUCUCAGGCAUUGAAAAGCACACUACAGAGGCAGUGACAUUUCGCAGGCUCAGAGAUCGAGAUCGAGAGUUCUGACUCCCACCAUUACCGUAUGUUACUAUGAGUCUUCCUCCCCAAGUUAAUGCCGACAAGAGCGGCAAGCAUCGCUCCGCUGCCAUGAAAGAGCCCGUGCAGCAUUCGGGGGAGGUUUAUUAUGGUAUGGGACCUCCGGCGUUAGAGUCGAGCCACAGUGACUCUAGCAGUUCUGGUGUUUACAACCCAGAGAAAGGGACUCAAAGUCUACCGCUCUAUCAACAGUCUGCUCCAGUAAAGUGGAUGCACCAGGACUCCGUACAGGCCCCCGGCUGGUCUCAGGAAGCUCCUGUUCAGGCCUGGGGCCAGAACUUUAGCCCCUACAUGAGCGGGGUGAACGCCAGGGGUCAAAUGGCGUUCCACAAAGGAGUCCAUGAGGGUGUAGCUCUGCCAAUGGGGGGAGAAAAUCAACUCCCGGGACCUGUUGAGGUUUACAGAGAUGCCCCCCAGGCUCCAGCUCAGGGGAGGGGCCACGAGUGGGAUCAGCACGCUGUCGCCGCGAUGCACCAGGCUCAGCUGCAGGCUUAUCAACACGCUCACAAAGGCGUGGAGCUUCAGGGUCAGCCCCAUGCACCUCCUCCCACUUUGCAGGGGUCCAUGCUGCAGCCCUUCCAGGCAACAUUUAGGCCCAGCAAGCAACAGUUUUCAUCAGGUUAUUACUCUGUUUUACCAGGCAACAAGGGAAUGCCGAAUCAGCAACAACAACAGCAGCAGCAGCAGCUGCUACAACAGAUGCAGCAGCAGCAGCAACAAAUGCAUCACCAUCACCACCAGCAGCAUCAACAGCAACAUCAGCUGCAGCAGCAGCAGCAUCACAUUCAGUUGCAACAGCAGCAACAUUUGCAGCAACAGCAGCACCAAAUCCAACGGCAUCAAAUGCAACACCAGCAACUGCAGCAAUUGCAGCAACAAUAUCACCAGCAACAGAUACAGGAGCGACAGCAACAAAUACAGCAAAUGCAUCAGCAGCAAGUGCAACAACAAAAUGUGCCACAGCUAGAAGCGGCACAACCACACGUGCAACCGAAACCGCAACAAACCGCAAACUUUGUAACCUCUCACCCUCCUGAGCCUAUCCCGCCUGUCGCCGCUCCUAACAAGGAGGGCGUCCAGUCACUGGAGAUGCUGCAGGAAGCAGCGGCUCAACCCUGCGACGCGUCGCACGUUACUGAUCCAUGCGCUGAAAAGCUCACCCCGAAUUCAGAGGAGCCCUCUGACGCACAGGCCGCCCCUCGGCGUUCACGCCGCCUCUCCAGAGAAGGACAGUCCCCGCUGGGACCCCCUUCGACCAACAUCUGGUCUCAAGCGUCCAAAGAUCUUCCGUCAGCCCUGAACGGAGCGGCGGGCCCGCAGGCUGCGAAAGGAGGGGAAGUGACGACAGGAGGGGUCAUUCGUCGGAGAAGGAGGGCGUCCAAGGAGAUCAACUUGGAGACUUUAGCCCAGAAGGCAUCAGAAAUGGAGUCCCUACCGGCAAAUAUGGUCAAGCAGGAAGACGGUUCCUCAGGCAGACAGGCCUCCAUGGUGCCUUUGGUCAUCCCUGUGUCGGUGCCAGUGCACGGGAGCCAAGCGGAUCCUCAGGGCGGCUGGACUCCGGGGCGACUCGGCGAGCGGCCCGCGGGACCGUCCGAUCACAAGCCGUCUGUCAUCGUGGCUCGCCGGCGAUCGCUCAGAAACUCCAUGGCCGAGAGUUUUGGUCUGGAUGGGGAAAGCGACCCGGGCCUGGAUGAGGAUGGAAAGUCCAAAUUUAAGCGCCGACCCCGACCGGAGCCUCUCAUCAUCCCGCCGCACAAACCAUCCACCUUCAUCCCGCCGUCCCUCUACUCCAGCAUCUCCUCCUACCAGAGCAACCUGCGCUCCCCCGUCCGCCUGCCGGACAACCCCCUCACCAUGCCGCCCUACACGCCGCCGCCCAUUCUGUCUCCUGUGCGCGAGGGCUCGGGCCUCUACUUCUCCGCCUUCCUGACCAACAUCGCCGUGAGCAACCAAAUCCUGCCGCCGCCACCUACGCCCAAAUCCGCGGCACGCAGCCUGUUGCGCUCGGCAAGUUCAGAUAUCACACCUCCUCUUCUGCCCUUGAUGACCGAUGCCACGCCUGCUAGCCUUGAGCCACGUAUCAACAUCGGGCUGCAUUACCAGGCAGCAAUUCCGGAGUUAGAGGAUCGUUCUUCCUCCCAGUCGGCCCAGGACAAGGCUGACCCCGUUUGGCGCCCCAUGGAUGACUCCCACCUAAAACAUGGUGACCAAGAGAGCCUGGACGACAUGAUGAACAUGGCUUGUUGCAGUGUGCUGAGGGGCGGAGGAACCAACCAGGAGCUGGUUUUACACUGUUUACAUGAAUGUGGAGGGGACUUCCUUGAAACACUGGAACGUUUGAUGCUUCAGGACCCAGUUUUCCCCAAAGGUCAUCCCCUGGCAGGUUAUCACUACUCAGGCUCUGAUUGCUGGACUGCGGAGGAGAAGUGCUACUUCAAUAAGGGGAUCUCUGCCUACAGGAAGGACUUCUUUAUGGUGCAGAAAUUGGUGCAGACAAAGACUGUUGCUCAGUGUGUGGAAUUUUACUACACAUACAAGAAGCAGGUGAAGAUCGGUCGCAAUGGGAUUUUAACGUACGGCCCUCCAGAUUCUCCUCUGGAGAAGCACACAGAGGCUCUGGUGGAUGUUAAGAAUUCACAGCGAUCAAAAUGUACUCAAGGCGAGGCAGAUGACGAUAAGAGGGAUGUCUCCUACGGCAGCAGCCACCAGGAGAGCGUUGCUCGGUCACUACAGGCUCACGACUAUGCAGGAACCGUGCUGGUGAUCAAAGAGCCAGAGCCGGUGAGCAAGGAGGUCCUCCACCCGUCAGCACUUCACAGACCUCCAGCCGAGCCCGCGGCAAAGAAGAGUAGAGCACCGGCCAAGCCCCCGCCGGAUCCUGACGCAGUUUUUCCAUGCAAGAAAUGUGGCAGGGUGUUUUCUAAAGUGAAGAGUCGAAGUGCCCACAUGAAGAGUCAUGCAGAGCAGGAGAAGAAGGCGGCAGCGCUGCGUCAGAAAGAAGAGGACGAGCAGGCCGCCGCCGAAGCUCGGCUCAGGAAGGCGGCGGCGGCGGCAGCCGAGGCAGCUACUCGGGGAGGAAAUGGUAUCGGAGGGUCUGAGGAGCCAGAUCUCAGCAGCCAGGAAGACUCAUCCGAGGGAGAGGAUGACAAGGAUGAAGACUGGCACUGAGGGACAAAAAAUCUGGAGAGAAACCAA
This is a messenger RNA of Pungitius pungitius (ninespine stickleback), 4290 nucleotides long. RefSeq names its product mitotic deacetylase associated SANT domain protein a (gene mideasa). Gene Ontology annotation, molecular function: transcription corepressor activity. Bases 1090 to 4263 code for a protein of 1057 amino acids. NCBI's taxonomy places the organism in Eukaryota, Metazoa, Chordata, Actinopteri, Perciformes, Gasterosteidae. Gene Ontology annotation, biological process: negative regulation of DNA-templated transcription; regulation of transcription by RNA polymerase II. Gene Ontology annotation, cellular component: histone deacetylase complex; transcription regulator complex. The record is from RefSeq and is a predicted model, not a curated record. The transcript is spliced from 13 exons.